Molecule: messenger RNA, 1715 nt
Organism: Lycium ferocissimum
Lineage: Eukaryota; Viridiplantae; Streptophyta; Magnoliopsida; Solanales; Solanaceae
Product: fatty acyl-CoA reductase 2, chloroplastic-like
Exons: 9
Coding region: 39-1349 (436 amino acids)
Biological process (GO): long-chain fatty-acyl-CoA metabolic process; suberin biosynthetic process
Cellular component (GO): intracellular membrane-bounded organelle
Molecular function (GO): alcohol-forming very long-chain fatty acyl-CoA reductase (NADP+) activity
Source: RefSeq, a predicted model, not a curated record
GCUCCUAUAAUCUAUAACCCUUUUAUGCCAAAUAUCCAAUGCUUCUCUUCAAAAACCUUUUCUCCCUUAAUACAAGGGAGCCAACCAAGUUAUUUUCUAAAAAUCAUCUUUCCCCUGUCUUUGAUUUUAAAAUUUCAUCCUUGGAGAAUGAAAAAAGAGCAAGAAGAACCAAAUCUCUCAAGUGUGAAAAUGUAGUAAAUUCAUAUUCUUCUCCUCAUGAUCAACAUUUUUCACUUAAAGCAGUCACUGAUGAUGCAGCCAUAACUAUGGAGGAUGAAAGAGAAAUUAUAGCACAAAAAGCCAAUAAUGGUAUAGGGAUUAAUGAGUUUUUUGAAGGGAAGAACAUUCUUGUCACAGGUGCUACAGGGUUCCUUGCUAAAGCUCUGAUUGAAAAGAUGCUGAGAACAACACCAAAGGUAAACAGGAUCUACAUACUCAUCAGGGCAAUGGAUAAGGAAGCUGCAUUUCACAGAUUAAAAAGUGAAAUUAUGGAGUCAAAAUUGUUCAAAUGCCUAGAAGAAAUACAUGGUGAAUCCGACAAGUUGUUCAUACAAAGUAAAUUGGUUCCUGUGGUUGGAAAUAUAUAUGAGCCAAAUCUUGGUAUGGAUAUUAUUACUGCUCACAAAAUUGCGGAAGAAAUUGAUUUGAUUGUGGACUCUGCAGCCAUCACAACAUUUGACGAGAGGUAUGACUUAGCUCUUGAUGCUAACGUGAACGGUCCAUAUCAACUCAUGAUGUUUGCAAAGAAAUGCAAGAAACUUAAACUUUUUAUGCAUUAUUCAACUGCGUAUGCAAAUGGUGGAAGAAAAGGAUUAAUUUUGGAGAGGCCUUUUACUAUGGGAGAAAGCUUAACAAAGGAAAUGAUCACUUCAAAUGUUCCAUCACUACAUGCUGCCAUUGAAUUGGACCUAGUUUCAAAGUUGAAGAACAAUAUUAAUGACAAUGGCUUGGAGCAAAAUAUGAAAGACUUGGGAUUAGAGAGGGCAAAGUUGUAUGGAUGGCAAGAUACAUAUUCAUUCACAAAGGCCAUUGGUGACAUGAUGAUAGAUAGCAUGAGGGAUGAAAUACCAAUUCUCAUUCUUCGUCCCUCCAUAAUAACAAGUAGCUAUAAAGAACCUUUUCCAGGCUGGAUACAAGGAUUCAGGGCAAUCGACCCAUUAAUCUUUUUCUAUGGAAAGGGUGACCUCCCUGGCCUUCUUUGUGAUCCAGACUGUUUUGUUGAUGUUGUUCCCGUUGAUAUGGUUGUAAAUGCAACAAUGGCUGCUAUUGCAAAGCAUGGAUACUUGCAAAAUCCAGAACUAAUUAAUGUCUAUCAUGUGGCAUCAACAUCUCUGAAUCCUGUAUCAUAAUCUCAGAUUUUCGACUAUUCUUACGAUUUCUUCCAUUUAUUUCCUUUUGUUAAUUCAAAAGGAGAUAAAGUUGAGGUCAGUAAGAUGAAAUAUUUUGACAAAAUGUCGGAUUUUUCAAAUUAUAUUUGCGAGGUGCUAUUCAGGCAGCAUGAAGUACAAUAUUUAAGUGAAGAAGAACUUAGACAGAUUCAAAUACGUUUUAAAAGAAAGGUUGAAUAUUUGAAGCACUUCAGCAAGCUCUAUGAACCAUACACUUUCUAUAAAGGCUGGUUUCACAAUGGCAACGUAAGAGAGCUAAUUGGAGAAAUGUCUGGAGAAGAGAAAACAAGCUCUGAAAUUGACGUGACCAAAAUUAAUUGGAGAAAU